Mytilus californianus (California mussel) is the source of this 210-nucleotide messenger RNA. RefSeq lists its product as uncharacterized. Bases 1 to 210 code for a protein of 69 amino acids. The transcript is spliced from 2 exons. The record is from RefSeq and is a predicted model, not a curated record. NCBI's taxonomy places the organism in Eukaryota, Metazoa, Mollusca, Bivalvia, Mytilida, Mytilidae.
AUGGCGACCCGCGAAAGUUUGAACAAAUUACAUCUAAGCUCGAUAAAGGUUUUUGCGACAGAACAUGAAAUAGAGACUACACAAAACUUCAAGGGCCUGGACAAAGCAGUGCAGCACUUCGAUGUUGAUGACAUCCAAGAAGUAGGAAUGGCACAUGCAAUGAAAAUUCUGCAUGAUACCUGUAGUCACAACAAAACUUAUUGCUUAUGA